AUGGCCAUCGCUGGCGCCCAACGUAAACAAGUCCUCAAGGUGUUGAUGAUCUCACUGCUACUAGAUCUGAUCUCCUUCACCUUUAUCCUCCCACUUUUCCCCUCCCUGCUAUCGUUCUACCGCACUCAAGAUCCCUCGCCAAACUCUCUCCUAAACCGCAUCUUCCACUACCUAAACGCCUACAAGAAUUCCUUCGCUAAACCCAUCGACUCCCGCUAUGAUAUCGUCCUCCUCGGCGGCGCCCUCGGCUCCCUCUUCUCCUUGCUCCAAGCCUUCGCCGCACCAGUCAUAGGACACCUCUCCGACCGCUAUGGCCGUCGCCGCGCCCUGUUAACAGCAAUGCUCGGAAACGUGGCUAGCGUCGCGCUCUGGGUGUCAGCAACAGACUUCCGCACGUUCCUAGCCAGCCGUGUCGUCGGUGGUCUCAGCGAGGCAAAUGUCCAAAUGGCCAAUGCCAUCGUCGCGGACGUAACCGAUGAAUCGCGUCGUGGCGCGUCAAUGGCGCUCGUUGGAGCUUGUUUCAGUAUCGCCUUUACCUUCGGUCCCCUGCUUGGCGCCGGCUUGAGUACCGUUCAGAUCGUCACAGAGAAUCCGUUCAUUACCGCAGCGCUUGUCUCGCUUGCGUUGAUUGUGUUGGAGACGGGGUAUCUUUGGGCCUGUCUGCCUGAGACGCACCCGCGUUUUACGACUCUUAAGCAGGAAAAUGAGACUGAGGACAAGAGCAAGGUUGAGGAGAAUGCGAAGUCUACGACACCGAGGGAAUAUACGAAUAACCCGGCUACCCUCAAUGCUAUUCAUUUCCUCUUUCUGCUUCCUUUCUCGGGGUUGGAGUUCUCGUUGCCUUUCUUGACGACCACUCUCUAUGCAGGAUCCACUACCAGCCCCGCGGCGCUGAACGGCCGUCUACUCUCUCUGAUGGGUCUGAUUGCGUCCAUCCUCCAGGGAACGGUCGUUCGUCGUUUACCGCCGCUGGUCACGAUGCGCGCUGGUGUCGUUGCUUGUGCAUUGUCUUUCUUCUGUCUAGCUCACGUCUCCACGCCAAGGGGCCUCUACGCCGCGGGUGGUCUUCUAGCUGUGACAACCGCUACGGUUGUUACUAGCCUGAACAGUCUGGGUAGUUUUGAGGCCCGUGACGCUGAUCGUGGUGCUGUUAUGGGUCGUCUUCGUGGCUGGGGCCAAGCUGGACGCGCUACUGGACCGAUUUUGUUCUGUACAUUGUUCUGGUGGGCUGGGCGUGAGACUGCAUAUACUGUGGGUGGUGUGGUGAUGUGCAUUGUUUUGGUCGCUGUCUUCGGGUUCUUGAAGUCACCUGCUGUUCAUUUGAAAAAAGAGUAG
This is a messenger RNA of Penicillium atrosanguineum, 1335 nucleotides long. RefSeq names its product putative tetracycline transporter. The transcript is spliced from 2 exons. The record is from RefSeq and is a predicted model, not a curated record. Gene Ontology annotation, molecular function: transmembrane transporter activity. Gene Ontology annotation, biological process: transmembrane transport. NCBI's taxonomy places the organism in Eukaryota, Fungi, Ascomycota, Eurotiomycetes, Eurotiales, Aspergillaceae. Bases 1 to 1335 code for a protein of 444 amino acids. Gene Ontology annotation, cellular component: brush border membrane.